UGGGGAACGCAACCUCUGCGGCUGCAUCUGUUCUCUGUCUCCCACACCACACAAACUCCCUUGUGAAUGCUUGCUGGGGUGGAUGCACUUCUGUUCUGUGUCCUUCCCCAUCAGCUGCUCCUGCAGGGUGGUGGAUUGUAGUUACUUCUCUGAAGAAAUCAGCACCCAUUAGGAAAUGGCCAAAGUCGAAAGGUUUGCUUUUCAUGUUCCAAGUCUGGAGGAGCUUGCGGGGGUUUUGCAGAAAGGGCUGAAAGAAAACUUUGCUGAUGCUCAAGUGUCUGUUGUAGACUGCCCUGAUCUGACUCAGGAACCCUUCAACUUUCCUGCCAAAGGAAUCUGCGGGAAACCUAGGAUAGCAGAUGUGGGAGGUGUUCCUUACCUCAUACCUGUUGUACAGAAAGAAAAAGUUUAUGAUCUAAAUACAGUUGCAAAGGACAUAGAGCUGCCUGGAGCUUUUAUUCUUGGAGCUGGAGCUGCUUCAUUUAAGGUUCUUGGAGUAAACGCUGAGCUUAUCCCUAUUGUUCAAACUAAGAGUGAAAAAAAACCUGCUGUAAAUGGGAGCUACGUUGCUCAGAUAAAUCCUGCAGAUAAAGGCUGCCUGCUUGAGAAGUACAGCAGUAAAUACACUGACUGUGAGUUUGGGCUCUUGGCCAACCUUUAUGCCAGCGAAGGCCAACCUGGUAAGGUCAUUGAAGUGAAAGCCAAUGGAAGAACUGGGGAACUGAACUUUGUGUCUUGUUUGAGACAAAUUUUAGAGAAACAGUAUGGAGAAAAGCCAGUUGGGAUGGGUGGUACAUUUAUCAUUCAGAAGGGGAAAGCCAAGAUUCACAUUAUGCCUCCAGAAUUUUCUGCCUGUCCUCUGAAUACUGAUGAAGAUGUGAACAACUGGCUCAAAUUCUUUGAAAUGAAGGCUCCGCUGAUUUGUCAGCCAGUAAUAGUUUCCAGAGAUCCAGGCUUUGACCUGCGUGUCGAGCACACCCACUGCUUCAGCCACCACGGGGAAGGAGGGCACUACCAUCAGGACACCAGCCCCGACAGCGUGCAGUACCUGGGGUACUUCCUGCCAGCCGAGCUGCUCUUCCGCAUCGACAGGCCCCAGGAGACCCACCUCAUCGGGAGAGACUGAAGCUGUGGUGACAGUUGAAUCUUUCUACAAUACAAAUGCUGAUUUUUUUAAAAUGCUUUUGAUUAUUUACAGUUAUCAGAGUCAAGAAUAAAUAUGGCAGCAGUAAA
Neopsephotus bourkii (Bourke's parrot) is the source of this 1233-nucleotide messenger RNA. RefSeq names its product chromosome unknown C11orf54 homolog (gene BKGD). Bases 176 to 1126 code for a protein of 316 amino acids. The transcript has 10 exons. Gene Ontology annotation, molecular function: hydrolase activity, acting on ester bonds; zinc ion binding. Lineage: Eukaryota; Metazoa; Chordata; Aves; Psittaciformes; Psittacidae. The record is from RefSeq and is a predicted model, not a curated record. Gene Ontology annotation, cellular component: nucleus.